AGGAUCCUCCGUCGUCUUUAUAUCUUUCCACCAGCGAUCAGAAAGGAUCCGCUCGAUCCGGGGGAUCAAGUCAGUCGACCAGUCUCUAGGGGAUCUACAAGCCCGGCGCACGGAGUACAGUCACUAGCCUACCGGACAUCACAUUGCGAUCCUGAUCCCGGUCCUCAUGUCCAAGCCAUAACCACGAGAUGAAACUUUCGUGCCUGAAAACACUGGGUCCAGGACCGCGAUGGCAAUCGCAUACCAAUCAGAUUGGAAACGCCAGUAACCCUAAGCCGCUACCCACGGUCGAGCAAAAACAACAAAGUACCGAAUCUACCGAUCCCAGGACCAGCAGGGCCCUCGGCAUCAUCCAGCCGACACUCUGCCUAGGGAAAGGAAAGAAAGACUCAAACCCAAAAUUGAGACAGGCCGCAGCAGGGCCCUUACAACAAAGACGGCCACUGGCUUGUUUCAAACUAGAACAUAGCGUUCCUGGCCGUGGCUGUUCCUGGCAGGGUGCAGGCUGCUGGGCCCUAAACAGAAACCCCGAAUCCGUGUCCGAGUGGAAUCCAGUCGAUCCAUCCAAAAGCCCAAAACCACAUGAAACCGUCGGGGAGCGGUCCACUCCGUCGAAACUUUAUUCUGGUCCGGUCCCGAGGAUGUUUGAUGUGUUGCGACAUGACUCAAGCACGCCCUGGACAUGAUAGAUCUGAAGGGGAGUCCUCAACUGCCGAAAUGAAGCAUCGUGAACUGGAGGACUGUGCCGAGGCUCUGUUCU
Aspergillus steynii IBT 23096 is the source of this 760-nucleotide messenger RNA. RefSeq lists its product as uncharacterized. The transcript has a single exon. Bases 189 to 686 code for a protein of 165 amino acids. Lineage: Eukaryota; Fungi; Ascomycota; Eurotiomycetes; Eurotiales; Aspergillaceae. The record is from RefSeq and is a predicted model, not a curated record.